AUGAGGUCCACUGCCAAAGUGCUAACGAUAACUUUCUUUUCAGCCUCCCAAAACUCCUUGUACAUCACAACGAAGCUAGCAGAGGUGCCAGUGGAGAAGAUCAACGGUUCUCUUGGCAUCACCAUCAGGGGUGGUCUGCCGGAGAACUCGGCUCCAAGCGCAGACCUGGUCCUGAACAGCAGGUCGCUGGAUGCCCAGCCUUUGGUGGUGACCCACGUCAGGCCAGGAGGCGCGGCAUACAACACAUCUAGGAUUAAACCGGGAGACAGGCUACUGAAGGUCGACCAUAUAUCGCUGACCAACAAAACACUAUCAGAAGUCCACCAAAUCCUCCAGAACUGUCCACAAGUGACCAGCCUUACGAUAGAGUACGAUGUCUCCAUCAUGGAAUCAGUGAAGUUGGCGACUGGUCCCCUACUCAUUGAGAUCGAAAGACCCUGCAACGAAGAUCUGGGUAUAUUCCUGACCAAUCAGAGGUAUUCCGACGAAGUGUACAGUUCUGGAUCGGACACUUAUCAGAGGGUUGGGAGUUGCAACGCCAUUUAUAUUGACAGCAUAUUGCCAGCCAGUAUCAGUGAUAGAUGUGGUGCUCUCCAUCCCGGAGACCAGCUCUUAGCCUUCGACGACCACGUGAUAGACGGCAACAACUACACCGCUGAAGAGGUGAUGUGCUAUUUGGAGAACUGCGAGGGAGGCUUCACGAGGCUCCACGUGGCUCCGAGGCACGUGGUGGUGCAUGGCAAUGGCAGGUUUACAAGAGAAAACUCCAUAUCCGGCACGCUGAACCCCAAGAAACACCGGCAGCGAAACUACAGGCAAAGCUCGAUGCCCAAACUAGGCUUACAAGAUGAUUAUGACAGCCAACAAAACUACAUGAGCCUGGGCGUGUGUCGGACGGAGUCUCUGAACAUACAGCUCGAGGUGCCUCCAGGACAGAGCAGCGGGCUGGCAGUGCAUGAGGACAAUGCUGCGCUGGUGAUAUCGCAUGUCGCUGCGCAGUCGCCGGCUUACAGAUCCGGCUGUCUACAAAUAAGGGACAGAGUUAUGUCAAUCAACGGCCAUGAAAACCUGACUGUUGAUGUUGCUAAUGAAAUUUUGCAAAGGCGGAACGAUUCGCACAACCCAAAGUACUUGACUCUGAACGUUGAGUUCAGUAUGCCGAACACUAUAGAGGCGUCGAGUGGCGUGUUCAAUGUUAAAUUGGCGAAGACGACUGCGGGGCUCGGUGUUACUAUUACAGGCUGCAAACAAAAACUGCUCAGCAACGAAGAGCCGAUGGUGAUAUCAGACAUCAAGCCAGGGUCGGUGGCGCACCGGAGCGGAGCCUUGGCGCCGGGAGACCAGCUCUUAGCCAUCAAUGGUCAACCGUUACAUAAUCUGUCUUUGGACACCGCCUUCAACAUUCUACAAAAUUCUCCAGAAGAUAUCAUCACUCUAAAAAUUCGGAAGCGCGACUUAACCGAAGACUGGUCCAACAUCCACAAGCAUAACGCAAAGUUGACGUUACAGAGUUUUAGUAAUAUCGAAAUAAAGGCUGUCGUUCAUAGCGAGGUUGACUCUGGUCAUCACACAGAGAGUCCUAAUAAUAGUGCUAAAGAAAGCGAAAGAAGUCAUGGCAGUGAGAAUGGAAAUACAGCAGUGUUUACAGUGGAACUGAUCAAGCAAGAAAAUGGGCCUUUGGGAUUGACUAUAGCGGGGAGUGAGGAUGUUACGCAGCCAAUUUUGCUAAGCGGGCUCGUUGAAGGGGGAGUAGCAGAGAAAUGUGGCAAGCUUGCUAUAGGAGAUGAACUAUUGACAAUUAACGGUGAAAGUGUACUCAAUAAACCUCUGUCAGAAGCGAUCAAGCUCCUGCAAUCGAGUGGUCAAAGAGUGCAAUUACAGCUGUGCAGGAAAGUCACAGGUUCAAUAGAGAGUGGCGAGUGCAGCGCAAGAGACUCAAGUCAUUCCACGUCAAGUCCAGGACUCUCUAACGACAGCGCUGUUGAGUCCUGGGAUCAGAACACGCCAGUCAGAACUAGCACCAAUUGUGGUAAUUCCGAAGUAAUAGAAUACGCAGUUCCAGAUAAAACUCGAAUAGCGGAAAAGCAAAUAUAUUCUCCUACUGACGAAGACAAACUCAUGGCUUCCAACUUCAACUCGGCCGCUCCGUACAGCGUCAACGAUCUACCUCUACCAAACUACUCAUUGAACAACUCGCUCAAAACGUUCCAUUACGAGAACACGUGUAUCAUUCCCGAUAGUACAUUAAAGAAUAAACAGAAUAUAACGAGAGAGGACGAUGUCCAGCAAAUAGAGAUCCUAACCUCAAACAUGAAGGAUUGUCAGCUGCAUAACAUGGAGCGAGCGUCUUGCAAAUGUGAUUAUGUGCAGAUGGGUCCUUAUGGAAUGGUCUCUCCGAAGACCAGGAGACCGAAUUGGGACAACGAUUACUUGAACAAUGGGAUAUACACGGUGACGACCCCACAAAAGUCGCCGCAUAAGCCUCCCAUGCCGGGAACUAGUUUUCAGUUCUCCACCAGUCCUAUUUAUGAGAAUGAGGUCCCAGGUCUUUACAGCAGCGAAACGGUAUCGCCCGCUCGUGGUUCCGUCCAUCACGUGAUCCUAUACAAGGAUGCCAUAUACGACGACUAUGGGUUCUCUGUGUCAGAUGGAUUGUACGAGAGAGGCGUGUACAUCAAUAGGAUCAGGAAAGGUGGUCCGGCUGACAUAGUCGGUCUGCUCAGGCCUUAUGAUAGGAUAUUGCAGGUGAACGGAACCAGAACAGUGGACUACGACUGCUGCCUGACAGUGCCACUCAUAGCGUCCGCGGGCGACCGGCUCGAGAUAGUCGUGCAGAGGCUGGCCACUUCCAGGGUAAGUUUAUUUGGACCGAGGCUACUCAAACUUUUGAAGAGUCGGGCCAAACGGUGGAUUCAGUCGUUAACGACGGGCCACUUAUGA
Ostrinia furnacalis (Asian corn borer) is the source of this 2940-nucleotide messenger RNA. RefSeq names its product glutamate receptor-interacting protein 1-like. NCBI's taxonomy places the organism in Eukaryota, Metazoa, Arthropoda, Insecta, Lepidoptera, Crambidae. The record is from RefSeq and is a predicted model, not a curated record. The transcript is spliced from 13 exons. Bases 1 to 2940 code for a protein of 979 amino acids. Gene Ontology annotation, molecular function: protein binding. Gene Ontology annotation, biological process: neurotransmitter receptor transport, endosome to postsynaptic membrane.